Messenger RNA from Leucoraja erinaceus (little skate), 5509 nucleotides. RefSeq names its product zinc finger BED domain-containing protein 5-like. Lineage: Eukaryota; Metazoa; Chordata; Chondrichthyes; Rajiformes; Rajidae. Bases 2177 to 3343 code for a protein of 388 amino acids. The record is from RefSeq and is a predicted model, not a curated record. The transcript has 2 exons.
AUCCAAGGCCUUGGUUUCAGAUUUUCCAGCUAAUGGAUACAAUCCUCUUGGAAUUUUAUAUGUAGCAAUGAGUUUAUACUUCAUUCUUAUAAUCUUUAGAGCACAGAAGUAAAACCCAAUCAGUCUCUCCUUAUAUGACAGACUAGCAACCAAUCUCACGAACCUUCCUGCCCACUCUCUAUUACAAGUACAUUCUUUAGAUGCAAUUAUAAACAUUGCAAGGUUAUUCCCAAAUAAAGUUUUAAGAGCUGCAGCAGAACCUGUAUACGUCUAGUACAGAAUGACAAUUGUUGGUCUGCCAGGUAUCAAGAGAUCGGUAGAAGAACAAGAGAUGGCACUGCAAAUGGAAGGGAUUUAACAAAUACAUGGGAUUUCUAUAUGAUAUAAACACACAACAAAUUUUACAUAUGCAGCAAUGUUACUGAAUGCCUUACUUUAUGCAAUUUGUUUUGGUAUUACUGUCAUGUGCAUAAUACAAUGAAAAACCUUGAUGGGAUGCUAUGGUAUCCAGUUAAAUCUAACUGUACAUGAGUACAAUCAUCACACACAAGAACACAGGUCGUGCACUGAGAAACAUACUAAAGUGUAAUUAUAAUGUUGCAGUGUUAUGUUUCAUUGCACAGAUAUAAACGCAAAUUAUAUUUAUGCUAGAUAAGUGACAUUCUACUCAGACAGCAAAGAUAUCAGUACGCCCGACGAGUCCAGAGGGACUGAAAGCAAAUUUACUUCAUGAUUGAAAGGGGGGGGGGGGGGGAAGUUGACUUGAUGGGCCAAAUUGUAUAAUUCUGAUCCUAUCACUUAUAAACUAAUGUUAUGGGUACCCAUUUCACUUUUAUAAGUAAUCCAAGACCUUCACAAGUAAAAAUGUUUAAUAAAAACCAAUGCCCCAAAAUAUAAAACUACAUAUAUCAGAAACACUAGUCAUAAUAAGUCACAACAUGGAAAGUGGCCCCUCAGCCCCAAGCAACAUCCAUGCAAGUCUUCUCUGCACUCUUUCCAUUUUAACAUCAUUUUUCCUGUAUCAGGGACGCUGAAACUGAACACAUUACUCCAUAUGCUGCCUUAGCAAUGUUUUGUGCCACUGUAACAUAACAUCACCACUUCUACAUUCAAUACCCUGACUAGUGAAGUCCAAUGUACAGAAAGCCUUCUUGACCACCAUAUUUACCUGUAAUGUCGCUUUCAGGGAAUGAUGUACCUGUGUACCAAGAUCCCUCUACUCUACAACACUCCCAAUGGUCCCAAGCAUCAAACUCCAUUGACCAUUCCACAGCCCACUUGCCCAACUGAUCAAAUUAUUUGUAUGAUAUUGAUGUAAUAUUUCAAUAAUGAGAUUUGCUUUAAAAAUCGGGCAGGUGAUCGAAAAUGUAAUUUAAACUACUUUUUAAUCAUGCUACAUCAUUUAGUUAUUUAAUAAAGCACAUUCGAUAAAAGCAUAGAAUCAACAUUAAGAAGAAAAGCUGAUCUGUUUACUGUACAUAUGUAUAAUUCAGAAUAAAAACAUUUGGCGAUAAUCUAGCACUCUCGUGGCUGGUGGGAUCUCAGAACAGAAGAGCAAAGAAAUUAAAAAAAUUGUAGGGGGGGAUUAAUAUUUAAAAAAAAUACUAGCUUUCAAGUAGCAGCAGGUCAGAGCGUUGUAAAAUAUGUGGCGUUAAAGAAGUACUCCAUCAGCUCCGCGCCAAAACACCCCCCCCCACACGAGGACAUGCUGACAGGAAGGGAGAAUUGGGAGCAGCCUUAGCCCGUAGAUAGACACAAAAUGUUGGAGUAACUCAGCGGGACUGGCAGCAUCUCUGGGGACAAGGAAUGGGUGAUGUUUCAGGUUAGGGGAGAGGGAGACUAGUGGCAUGGAAAGGCAGAGGGCCUGCAACAGGGGGAGGUGAACAAGGCCGGGAGGAGAUCGCAGAGCGGAACGAGGUUUGAUCGGGAGGAGGCCCCUGCCCUGCCCUCUUCAUCCACAAACCCUGUAGCCAGCGGCACCCCUCCCUCCUUUCCCCACCACCGCCUCCCGCUCCUGCUGCUGUCGACAGGCCCGGCUGCUCAGCGAUCCCUUGAGAAAUGUCUGACCGUCCAUUGUGGCGAUUUUUGAAGAGAAGGCAUCCAGACAAUUCUGAUGAGGCUAGUGAUUUAAAACAAAAAUCACAAUUUUCUGAUAAAUUUCACUGCACAUGCAAAAAUGAACCAAAAAAAGGUCCGUUUUUACAAUGAAAGCUACUUAUCAAUGGGCUUUACAUGGACUGGUGAUCCAAGUUGUCCUAUUCCUUUGUGCCUUGUCUGUGGCAAACAACUUUCAAAUUCAGCAAUGGCUCCAGCAAAAUUGAAAAGACACUUCACGACAAAUCACAGUCAUAUGAAAAAUAAAAGUGCUGAUUAUUUUAAAAGGCUAUUGGAAUCUCAAAAUAAACAGAGUACAGCUUUUGUGAGUAAAGUCAGUGUCAGUAAGAAAGCUCAAGAAACAAGUUAUUUGGUAGCAGAAAUUAUUGCACAGAAAAGGAAAAGUCACACAGUUGGUGAGAACUUAAUAAUGCCAGCAUGUAAAAUUAUAGUGGGUAAAAUGCUGGGACAAGAUGCAGUACGGGAAAUUGAAAAUGUUCCACUUUCAAACAGUACAAUAAGUCAAUGUAUUGAUGACAUGUCACACGACGCUGAAGAGGUUUUGUGUGAUAAACUGAAAAAUAGCAGUUUUUCUGUCCAGGUUGGUGAGUCAACAGAUCUUGCCAACAAAUGUCACAUUGUAGCUUUUGUAAGAUUUAUCAACGAGGGUGAAAUUCAAGAAAACCUUUUCUGUUGCAAAGAACUGCCUGAGACAAGCAAAGGAAUAGAUAUAUUUAAUAUUUUGUCCACAUACCUGGAAACAAGAGGUCUCUCCUGGACGAACUGUGUUGGCAUCUGUACUGAUGGUGCCCCAUCGAUGGUUGGCUCCAUAACAGGCUUCGUUUCUCUUGUAAAACUGGAAAAUGCUGAUGUUGUCUCAACGCACUGCUUUCUUCACAGAGAGGUGCUGAUUUCAAAAUCUCUUGGAGCUGAAUGGAAAAAAGUUUUUGAUGAUGCUACCAAAAUGGUCAACUUUAUUAAACAAAGACCAGUUCACUCCAGAAUGUUUAAAAAGUUGCGUGAAAACCUGGACAAAGACAAAGUUCUAAAUAGGGUGUUUCAGCUGAACGAUGAAUUGCAGGAAUACUUUCAAGGAAACAAUAAGCCAGAUUUUGCCAAGUGCUUUGAAGAUGAGAAAUGGUUGCAGAGGCUAGCCUACAUGGCAGACAUGUUUCAUCACUUGAAUCAGCUCAACAAGUCACUGCAAGGCCCUGGGGUCUUGAAGUCAAAAUGUAUUGACUUCAAGUGACAAGAUUCUUGGAUUUAAAAGAAGACUGAAUCUUUGGAAAAAUCAUGUUGCAAAAGGAAAUCUUGAAAUGUUUCAACUACUGCUGGGGCUUAAGGGUGAAGAAGGGUAUCAGCAAAUUUCAAGUCUUAUUCAAACCCAUCUGGAAGAACUGCAGAUCAAAAUCGAACAUUAUUUUCCCUCCCUUUCAACACAAGUGUAUGAUUGGGUGAGAGGUCCAUACUCUGAAUCUUCUGCUCAUCCUGAGAACUUGACUUUAAGAGAAGAGGAAGAACUUUGUGAGCUGCAGUCUGAUCGUACACUCAAGAUGAGAUUUACUGACCUAUCCCUGGACAAGUUCUGGAUUUCCGUGAAGGAAGAGUAUCCUGCCAUUCAUAGGAAAGCAAUAAAUAUAUUGCUGCAGUUUUCAACCUCUUACAUGUGUGAGCAAGCUUUUUCUUAUUUAACAAGUAUCAAGAGCAAAGACAGAAAUCGGCUCCUUUCAGUUGAAGAUGAAAUCCGUGUGUGUUUAUCUAAAGUUCGACCCCGAAUAAAGUAUUUGUGUACAAAAAGACAAGGACAGGUUUCACAUUAGAGAAGCAAAUUUCAUUAUCUAAAUUGUCUUCAAAAAUAACAUUGCCUUGACCCAUAUAUUUGUUCAUAUGACAUAUUGCCUUGAUUUAUCUUAUGCCUUGUCAACAUUGUCAAUAAACGAUUAAGUUAUUAUCUGUUUUUGUCUGUUUAUAUGUUAUUUAUGAUGUUAGUUAUUAAUGUUUAUUUUUUGUGUUUCCAGAUAGGGCUGAUUUUUUUUUGUGUGAAUGAAAACCUUAUGAGAUCUCUUGAACAAGCAGUUUGAUUUCAGUUGUUUUGCAUUGUCAAUAAACUUGAGAAAAACUCUACCUGCGAUUCUUCCCACAUCUGCAGUUCUUUCUCAAACAAUAAAGAUAUAUAAUGAUUUUUAUGUAGGGGUUCCCUGAGAAAUUAUUUCAAGGGUUCCGCGAGGGUAAAAAUGGUUGAGAAACACUGAUUUAGACAUUGAAGCAUUCAGUUUUAUAUCCAGGAGUAUGUGUUGGGAAAUUAUUUUGCCUCAAGAAAUAUUGACAUCAGUUAUUGAAAUCUAGAGACAAAAGAGACUGCGGAUGCUCAAAUCUUGUGAAAACACUGCUGGAGGUAAGGUUUUUGGAAGAUAUUGCCCAUGGGGCCGAGUUCAAACAGCAGAUUGUAUCAUUCUUCAAUGAUUAAAAUCUACUGUUUGGGACUCGCAUUACAAAGAGAAACUAUUUCCUUGUGGCACGCUUCAAAACAGUCAAUUAAAGAUGAUAGCGCACAGCUGUAAUUCCACAUCAGAAGUGCUCAGUUACACUUGGUAUGUAACUCGCAUAGAUAGCUCCACUCAAAUUUCAAAAACAUUAAAUGUAUUCAGAUUAACCAGGCAAACUUGCUUUUGCAGGAGGUUGAGCAAGUUCAGUGGAUUGAAUUUAAAUGAGCUUGUUUUCAAAUAGUUAGGAACUAUUCUUGUUGCAAAUGAGAUCACAAAUGUUUGAAAUAUUCUGUGUAACUCUCUAUACUGAAUAUGCAAAUUACCUACAAUUCAUCUUGUCCUAAGGAAAUUAAACUCAAUCUUUGUAUAUUAGUUGUGUGGAUCUUACAAUGCAGAUUGAGUGGGCACUUGAGAGAUACAGCACUGAAAGGGGCUCUUCAGCCCACCGAACGCAAACCGACCAGUGAUCAUCCUGUACACUAACACUGUCCUAUACACGUGGGUGAUUUACAAUGUUAUCGAAGCCAAUCAACCUACAAACCUGUCCGUCUUUGGAGUGGGAGGAAACCGGAGCACCAUGAGAAAACCCACAUGGUCACAGGGAGAACGCACAAACUGUGUACAGACAGCACCCAUAGUCAGGAUCGAAUCCGGGGCUAUGCCACUGCCCCACCCCAAACUUCCAUUGGUUGAGAGAAUUUCUAUCAAUCGCUUGGGCUCAUUUUUGACACUUAAUCUGGAAGGUAACUACAUUAAAUUAACCUGUUAAAACAGUAGUGAUUUUGUCAGUAAACAGAUACAAAGCUUGCAUAUACAUGUAUAAACUGUAUAUACUGUAUAAACCUGAAUAAAAUGUUGGUACCAAAACAAGAAGAAAAUAAUGGUGUAACAGUUAUGUAUUUACCAAAUAAAAUUGCUGUUUAUUUCUA